AUGACGCGAUGCCGCAGACGUCGACGCGCUCGAAGCUUCAUGUCCGCGGACGCGAAGAAGCUCGCCGCGAACGCGCGGGCGCAGAUUGAACGCUUGCUCACGCAGCUCGCCGAUCUGGAGACGUUCCGAGAGGACUUCGACGAGGAGGAGAUUCAAGAGAUCAAGGCGCAGACGCUGGAACAGUUGGAGGCGUUCAGGGCGUCGUUGAUAAAAUUGGAUAGUGGAAGCGUGGAACUGCGGGAUGAGAUGCAGAUCAUGCGAGACGCGACGACGGCGGCGAUCAAGGCUGCGUUUAAGACGCCGGAGGUGCUCAGAAUGUUUGUGAUGAAGCAACCCGAGGCGUUGCGGGAACGCUUGAGACGCGCCGAGCGGGACGCGCAGUUGGGGAAGAUGACGGCGGAGGGGGCGAAGACGGAGCGGGUGGAGGUUUUGACGGCGCUGAAAAAGUUGGGGGCGCCCUUGGAAGAUGGAGAGUUAGAGUUCUUGAGGGCACACAUGACUGCGGGAUUGGCAGACUUUGUCGAGGAAAAAUAG
Molecule: messenger RNA, 534 nt
Organism: Ostreococcus tauri
Lineage: Eukaryota; Viridiplantae; Chlorophyta; Mamiellophyceae; Mamiellales; Bathycoccaceae
Product: Beta-catenin-interacting ICAT
Exons: 1
Coding region: 1-534 (177 amino acids)
Molecular function (GO): beta-catenin binding
Source: RefSeq, a predicted model, not a curated record